CUCAGUAAGAGACUGUUCUGUGCAAAGAAAAGUAUAACUUGUAAUGAAAAUUGAAAAAACAAAAUACAGAGGAAAGGAACAACAAAUAACGGAAUAUAAAAAGUAACCACCAACAUUAAAUGUUAUGUGAGAUACGGAGGCGGAGUCUCUCGGAUCGGAGUCUCCGAUACGUUCUCGCGGGCACCACCCUGCGCGACCGGUUUAUACUCUCCCUCCGUCUCUAUGUAGAGAAGUGGGGGAAUGUACGCUCGCUCAGAAUAUCCAGGCAGUUUGGAGUCGUCUGGAGUUGCAGUUGCGGAGGCUAACGUUCCGGAACUUCCUUAUCCGGAGGUCCGUUCGCGAUUUUAUUCGUUCAAAAAAUCAAAAUCGGCUGAGGUAUCGAAUUCAGGUAACACGUGUUUCGCGAUCUUCAUAGCGCGAAUAGAGAGGGAACGAAUGUCAACGACGUAUUAUAAAGUAUGAGGCUGGGACUAAUGAGAGGACUUGUGGGAAAAGUUGCCUAGAUUGGCUUGAUCCCACAAGUCCAAAAUUUCGGAGAGGCUAUCGUGGUGGUUUUAGAAAGUUAACUCUGCGCAACAUAAUCCGCCUCUUCCCCCGAAGAGUUGGGUAUCCGAAGGGAUUUCUACCAUGUAAAAAAAAAACACGGGUGUACGGUUCGAGCUACACUUAUACUUAGCGUGAUAAGGGACUGGACCUGGAGUGAGGUGAUAGUGAAACGCGGAACCUGUUCUCAUUACUAUGUGCAAGACAGAUCGAGUAGUGCAGUGACGAUCUUUCAAUAUUGUCCUCUAGUUUUCUUAGUGGUUGUUUAUUGGACACAACACGUUGCGAGACGAGAGUCUCAACCACGGCAACAAAAUUGAGCUAGAAUUGCAUCGGUCCGCCGGCUAUAUGAGAGCCGGCGGCCACAACAUGUGCGACGGCCCCUUCGAGGGUCUCAGAAUUUCGGGGAUAGGACAGCCUACGUCGUCACCGAGUAAUAUCGGUCACAUGGGCGGUCUCGCAGGGGGUAGUUCACUCAGUGCGGCAGGGAAAAAAAUGCAGGUGGAACACAUCAAACGACCGAUGAAUGCUUUCAUGGUCUGGUCGCGAUUACAACGACGGAAGAUUGCGCAAGAGAAUCCAAAAAUGCAUAACAGCGAAAUCUCCAAGAGGCUCGGUGCCGAAUGGAAGCUCCUGACGGAAGACGAGAAACGCCCGUUUAUCGACCAAGCGAAAAGGUUACGCGCACAACACAUGAAGGAACACCCUGAUUACAAGUACAGACCGCGAAGGAAACCCAAGACUCUACGAAAAGAAGGAUAUCCCUACAGCAUUCCAUAUCCAAGCGUCCCCAUGGACGCUAUUCGUGCUGGUAUGGCCAGCAGUAUGGGGCAAGCAGCAAUGGGAUCCUAUUACACUCCUGCCGCAGCUUAUGGCUCGCUCUCAGCAGCCAGCAUGGCUGCAGCCGCAGCAGUUGCACAACAAUCCAUGAAUAUCGCACCUACUCAGGUAGUAGGUAUGGACACAAUGAAAUACUCUAUGGAGGCUGACAAAUAUCGCGCCUAUAUACCGCCAAGUACUCUGGCAAUGGGCAUGUACCCGGACCCCAAGUACUUAGAUUCCAAUCCUAAGGCAUAUCUAGACCGUACUUACUUAGACGCGAAGGCGUACUUCGAACAGUCCAAACUGUAUAUGGAUCAGAAACCGACCAUUGAAUACAAUCGAUCCAGCUACGAGCCCAACAAGCUCUACGAGGAAUCGAGCCCGAGUAGUGUCGUCGGCGGAAGUGGACCCGCGAGGUCACCACCCUCGGAAUCACCGGACACAAGCAAGCAACACGAGAGGACGGAACAGGGUUCAUCCAGCGCGAGUUCGACAUCAACGUCGUCAGCCGCGAGUCCUGGCGCAACACUAUCAGUUAUCCCGGGAUACUAUCCCGCACCGGUCCAAGCCGGCAGCUUGAUAGGCCCACAAAUGAGCCAAUACCCAACACCCGGUGCUGCGUACCAGACACCACCGACGUCGGGAAACGAGUCUUUCCGACGACCGUUGGUGAUCUUGUGACCCGAUAGAGCGUAGCUCUGAUCUAUUUUUGAGGAGCAAUUGCUAUGAGGCAAUUGCUACCACAAUAUUUUAACGCCCGGAAAAGUCGAUACACUCGGGCCGCUUAAUAACCUUGUUGACUGAUAAUUUCCGGAAAAGUCGGCGCUGCAUACGCAUUGAUUGAUUUGAAGAUCCGAGUUCAAAUCCAACCAGAACAUUGCUCGUUUUUAUUCGAACGCUUUUCUCGGAGGAAAGUGGCCAGCGCCGAAAGAUUAUUCUACCACAUACGACCCUUUGGGGCCUGACGUCUGACCGGUCUGACCCUCCAGGUUGGGGAGUCGAUAGGGGAAAACGUGGAGGUGGAAAACGGUAUAUGAAUUCACAUUUUUAAAUUACAAGUAUUAGGCUACCUACAUGGCUUCUCUUGUUUGCUGUUCGGUUGGGGGUAGUGGAGUUGUACAAGUAAGCUGACAAUCUCCUCUCACAAUCGGAAGAACAAAUCCUAUGUUGAAACUUCAAAGGAGGCUUCGAAAUGGAGGUAAAAAGAGUGAAGCGGCCAAAUAGUAUUACAAAGUAUAGUAUCCCAAAAUCUACAAUACCAUCUCCAAUGACGUAUAAUAAGUCCACAUAACUGUAGGUAUCAAAAUAAUUAAUGGAUGACGUGUACAGUACCCUCCAUAAGUUUGGAAACACUUUAUAAAAGUGUAUUACGAAAGAAACGCAUAAUAAAAUCGAUGUAUUUUGCUCUUUGUAAGUGUUCAUUUAACUAAAGAACAUUAAAACGAAGAUACAUACGUACAUACGACAAGCUUUUGAUAAAGAUUUAAAUUUUAGAUUCCUCAAAAUAACCAGCUUUUGCUUUAAUGACUGCCUUGCAUACUCGCGGCAUGCGAUAGAUUAACUUUUGCAGAGAUUCAGUCGGGAUACGUUUCCAUUUUUGUACUUGGAGAAUCUCCCAGAAAUGCACUUCACUCGUAAUUCGCUCUUUGCGAAUCCUCCUGUCUAAUUCGUUAUUUAAACGUAUCGUAAUUUUAUCAUUAUUUUCAUCAUUAUAUCGUUAUAUAAUUAUCGUUAUUUAACGUAAAAUAUAGGGUGUUUCCGAACUUAUGGAGGCUACUGUAGCUCUAUGCUUGAACAAGUAAUUAAUAAUGGUAGGGUCAAUCCCGGCCUUCGUCUCGCAUAUUUUCCCGAUAAAGAAAAUUUCAAAAUUCAGUGCUUAAAAGAAUUUAAAUGCAAAAUAGAUGGAUUUUAAUGAUGUAAUUUUGAUGCUGACAAAUUUAAUGCUGCGGAUAUUCAAUAGUCUUGUCCAAUGGUCACUCAUUAUGGAAACUUUCUACUGUUGGUUCUACUCCGUACAACACACGGUUGUGUUAAAUUGGUUGACAUUAUCAGUCAGCAAGGUAAUUAAGCGAUGACGUCUUAACCUACCGCUCGGAGAGGUAGGUAGACAUCCCUAUUUAUUACUAUGGAAAAGACAAACGAAAUCCUCAAGAAAGGAAACAGUUGGGGACAGUGAAACUGACGGUAGUACGAACGUGUAUACGACUCGAAAACAGUAUAAUUGCAAUGUGUCCCUCCCGAUCGCGACACGGACUCAACGAGAUGAAAGCUAAAGGACUCCAUAGCUCAGUAUGAUAAUUUCUAGCUUGUAGCUUUGUAUGAUAAAAUUAUCGAGGAAAAAGAUUUAUUUCUUAAAAAUUCGAUGAUGUAACCAGCCGACGAUGUAAAGUAUUACCGGAUUCUAUCAAAUUUUUCAAUAACAAUUAUUCGUCAUAAUAGUCACGGAUUUGACAAAAUAGCUUACACUAAUCACCAUCAAUACUUUCUGGAAUGUUCUCGAUGCUUUUCUACGGAAAGACCCAAGCAAUUCUUGAAGGAUUCUGAAGUGGACUGGGAGUGAUAAAUGAAGAUCUCGUGAACCAAUUAAAGAAACAAAUUAAUAAAAUUGGUAUGGUUCAAAUGUGAUCAACACAAAUUUGAAGGAAUGA
Messenger RNA from Vollenhovia emeryi, 4013 nucleotides. Its product is annotated as transcription factor SOX-2. NCBI's taxonomy places the organism in Eukaryota, Metazoa, Arthropoda, Insecta, Hymenoptera, Formicidae. The coding region runs from base 892 to 2046 and encodes 384 amino acids. Gene Ontology annotation, biological process: regulation of DNA-templated transcription; cell differentiation; anatomical structure morphogenesis. Gene Ontology annotation, molecular function: DNA-binding transcription factor activity, RNA polymerase II-specific; RNA polymerase II cis-regulatory region sequence-specific DNA binding. The transcript is spliced from 5 exons. The record is from RefSeq and is a predicted model, not a curated record.